Messenger RNA from Cottoperca gobio, 4549 nucleotides. It is a transcript of the gene ddx10, whose product is annotated as DEAD (Asp-Glu-Ala-Asp) box polypeptide 10. NCBI's taxonomy places the organism in Eukaryota, Metazoa, Chordata, Actinopteri, Perciformes, Bovichtidae. The coding region runs from base 173 to 2686 and encodes 837 amino acids. The transcript has 2 exons. Gene Ontology annotation, molecular function: ATP binding; nucleic acid binding; RNA helicase activity. The record is from RefSeq and is a predicted model, not a curated record.
UUCUUUUUGCAGGUUUAAUGCAGGAGGUGCGCCUAGGUAAUUUGGAGAACAAGUCGCGCUAUGAUGACGUCGUGCUCCAUGCGACGAAGAGCAGUAUUUUCCACGCUGUUUACUUGAAGGUGCUGUUUGUGUGUUUUUAACUGGCAUUUCUGGCUCUGUUUUAUCUUAAAUCAUGGAGAAAAAAUCCAGCGGGAAGAAACCUAAACCCAUGAAGAUGAAAGACGGCACCGACCCCGUCAAAAACUUCCAGAAAUGGAAGAAAAAAUACAACAAGACGAAAGCACGAGUAAAGGAAGACAGGCCACCGAAGAAGCCUGAGUGGCAGGUCGAACGGGAGUACAUCGACAGGCUUGUUAGCAGGUAUGAAGACAUAAACUCCAAGGAGGCUGUCAGGUUUUCAGACUUCCCCAUUUCAAAGAAAACCUUGUUAGGUUUGCAGGGGGUUCAGUACAGACAGCCAACAGAGAUCCAGAGGCAGACAAUCGGCUUCGCAUUGCUCGGUAAAGAUGUCCUCGGCGCGGCUAAGACAGGCUCUGGGAAGACUUUGGCCUUCCUCAUACCGGUGCUGGAGUGUCUGUACCGCCAGCAGUGGAGUUCCAUGGACGGCCUGGGUGCUCUCAUCAUAUCCCCCACCAGAGAGCUCGCCUACCAGACCUUCGAAGUCCUCCGCAAGGUGGGCAAGAACCACGAGUUCUCCGCGGGGCUCAUCAUCGGCGGGAAGGACAUCAAGAGUGAGUCAGAGAGGAUCCACCGCACCAACAUCGUCAUCUGCACCCCGGGCCGGCUGCUCCAGCACAUGGACGAGACUGCCACCUUCCACGCCUCCAACCUCCACAUGCUAGUUCUGGACGAGGCAGACCGCAUCCUAGAUAUGGGUUUCGCGGAUACACUUAACGCCAUUGUGGAAAACCUCCCCAAGUCCCGGCAGACGCUGCUGUUCUCUGCCACGCAGACCAAGUCGGUCAAAGACCUGGCCCGGCUCAGCCUUAAAGACCCAGAGUACGUGUGGGUUCACGAGAAGGCUAAGUUCAGCACGCCGGCCACCCUGGAGCAGAGUUACGUGGUGUGUGAGCUCCAUCAGAAGGUCAACAUGCUCUACUCGUUCAUCAGGAGCCAUCUGAAGAAGAAGAUUAUUGUCUUCUUUGCCUGCUGCAAGGAGGUGCAGUACAUGUUCCGGGUCCUCUGUCGCCUCAGACCCGGCAUGCCCAUCUUGGCUUUGCAUGGCAAGCAGCAGCAGAUGAAGAGAGUGGAGGUGUACAAUGACUUCAUCCGGAAGCAGAACGCUGUGCUCUUUGCCACCGACAUAGCCGCCAGAGGCCUGGACUUCCCUGCCGUCAACUGGGUGCUGCAGUUUGACUGUCCGGAGGAUGCAGACACCUACAUCCACAGGGUAGGCCGGACUGCCAGGUACAAGGAGGGGGGAGAAGCCCUCCUGCUCCUGCUGCCCUCUGAGGAGAAGGGCAUGGUUGGCCAGCUGCAUGAGAAGAAGGUUCCCAUCAAUAAGAUUCAGGUGAACCCAGAAAAACUGCAGAAUAUUCAACAGAAGCUGGAGGCCUUCCUGGCUCAGGAGAAGGAGCAGAAGGAGAGAGCUCAGAGAUGUUUUGUUUCCUACCUGCGCUCCAUCUACCUGAUGAAGAACAAAGAAGUGUUUGAUGUCUUUAAACUCCAGAUUCAGCAGUAUGCCGGUUCUCUGGGCCUCGCGGUGGCUCCGAGGGUGCGCUUCUUAAGUAAAGCUCAGGCAAAGAGAUCUGUUAAAGAAGGGCAGAGAGAAGAGGAGCAGUCUGAAGAAGAGGAGGAUCUGAGGAGCUUCAAGGCCCAGCUGAAAGGAAAUGUUCCUCAUGAGGAAAGUCAGAGCUCACAGUCAGAAGAUUCAGUUGAUGAUGAUGAUGAUGAGGAAGGUGGUAUUGAAGAAGAGGUGGAUCAGUCCAAGGUACUACUUCUGGGUUCAGAUGACAACGAGGAUGAAGAUGAUCUAAGAGACUUGGACCUGCUGACAGUCAAAAGAAAAGAUGUCUUCAAUCUGACGGGGGGCGAGGAGAGUCCUGAGGAACCUGCUGAGGACUUCCAAAAGAAAAUGGAAAAAGAGACAAAGUUCAAAGAAGCCAAAAAGGUCCUUAAGAGAAACUUCCAAGUCAACACCAAAGUGGCUUUCAGCGAAGAAGGAGAGGCUGUGCAGCUGUGGCCUCCAGUCCAACGAGCAGUGACUGGUGAUGGGGAGGAAGAGGAGGGGCUUUCAGGUAUCAACAUGGAGAAGGCCAGGGAGAGGCUGAAACGUGAGGACCAGGAGUUUGACAAACAGGAGUACAGACGCAAAGUGAAAGCCAAACACCAAGAGAAGAGGCUGAAGGCGAAGGCAGCGAGGAGGGAGGCCAGUAAGCAGCACGGACAGAAAUCUGACGACGAGGACGAGGUGUUUGCUUACCUGGCCAAUCACAGUGAAGACGAGUUUGACCCCAGCACCCUGCCGGACCCUGACACAAUACACUCUGAGGAGGAGGAGGAUCAGAUAACUGCAGCUAAACGGCAGCACAGCAGUGAAAGCAGUGAUGAGGAAGAGAAGGAGCUCACAGCGGGGAAGAGAAAGAAAGUGAGGCAACAGAAUGAUGAGCACAAAGCCCUGGACACUGGCCUGUCUCUGGCUGAAGAUGAGGAGUUAGUCUUACAUCUGCUCGGAGGGCUGAGGUAGAGGAAAUUGAGAGGUCUCGGGGGAUUUAGGGAAGCUUUAAAAAUAGUAUGAAGUCAUCAGUUCUAACAAAGUCUGUAGAUAAAUGAGAAAAGCAGUGUUGCAAAUCCAUAACAUUGGAGGACUCAGAGUAAUGAACUGAGGCAUCAGAGGAUCCUGAUGUUAAGUCCACAACACGGGUCAAUAUUUUACAACUCUCAUAAUGCAACCAAUACCAUCUUUCAUUUAAACCUCAACAAAAGUACAAUUAUUAUUUGUCUAUAACAUUACAUUUACCUGACUAAAUAAGCAACAAUCAACAUCUUUAAGUAUUAUUGUGAGUCUCUCUCAGCAAAUGUGUUUCACCAGGAAUGUGUCGGAGGUUUGAUCACAUUUAAUUGACAAUAACCAAACAACCCACAGACUGUUGGAGCUAUUCAGAACCAAUUCUGAUUCAACUUUUCUUACAUUUGUUAAAAUACCACACCUUCAGUUUGUAAUGCAGGAUUUCUGUUAUAAAUUAUGUGUAAAAAUGUGUAAACCCAAGCUGAAAUAUCCCUGACGACAUCAUUAUCAAAUGACAUCAUCAGGGUUAUUUUGUCAUACUUAACAAAGCUGCUUGAGAAGACAUGAUACCACUGUUUUUACAGGCUGAGUAGUAUGUUUGUAGAGUGCCGCUUUAAUUUCUAAAUUUGAUGUUGAGACUAUUAAAAGCAUUACUGCAGCCUUGAGUUUAUAGCAAGAAUGAAUGUUUUUGACUCUGGACGUCACAUUCAUGAGAGCUGAAUUAAAUGCAUGUGAAUCUAGAAUCUCCGCAGUACACGCUUCCAUGAGUUGAGGCCUAAUUCUGCUUUUAAUUAGUUCAUCCAACGUGUCGUCCCACCACAUCUAACCUCAGUGCUUCUAAAAGUCACAUUCUGUCCUCAAAAGCAAUCCUAGUGUGCACUCAGUUGUACACACACGUGACGGCGGUACUUGUGUUCUUCUGAGAGAGAAGUUUAAACCCUGUUUAGUCUUUCACAGCUUUACAUAUCUGAGCAACCGCACAUUGUGAGUGCUAACUGCCAUCACACACAAAGGAAAAUAAUUAGCAGAGCUCCUAUGCCCUGAAUCACAAAAAAUAGCAAUUUUGUGUUUGCACAACAGACAGGACACCUUAUGUGAAUUCACCAAUCAGAUCAUUCUCCAAAUAUUCACAUUGUAAUAUAGAUAGACAAUAUACAUGAAUAUACAGUACAAAUAGAAUAUGUAUGUGAUUUAGGAAGCUCAUAUGCUUUUUAUUGUGACCAAAUCUGUAUCCAAAAAAGUAGUUAACAUUAUUAACAAGCAUUUAUUUGAAUCAGUUCACAUAGCAAAUUGUCUUACCACUUGUGAAUUCCCCCUUUUAUUUUUACUUGUUUUACAAAAAAAGCAGAAGAAACAGGCAUCAUUCCUGACUGACUCUGUAUGGCAAUGAAGAGUCAAAUGCCAGUAAACACAAAUUCUGUAAAGGGGUUUGGUUCUUUGUCCACUGACUUGCAGAUCAAGAGAAUAUUUUCCUUUUUCAUAAAAAUUAAUAUACUGUCCCGAUGGAAACACGUUAGUCAUUUAAAAAAUGUCUCAUGGUAAAAUAAUUUGCAAAAUUCUGUAAUCGUCAAGACUAAAACUCAAAAAGGUUUUCAUCACGUGAUUACCAUGAUGAUACAGUGAUUCCCCUUUUAGAGCUGAAACAGUCAGAUGUAACGCUAUGUAUAAAACACGUGUCUCCUGCAGGUGGCGGUAGAGGGACUUGAAUACACAGUCUGACUGAUCUUCCUCCUCAGUGAGAUAUUUCCAUGCUCAAAGGUUCCUCCAUCUACUACUGCACGGAUUGGUUCAAACGUGAUGAAUAAACUGGAGUAAAAAGCA